Hemicordylus capensis (graceful crag lizard) is the source of this 1632-nucleotide messenger RNA. It is a transcript of the gene RABEPK, whose product is annotated as Rab9 effector protein with kelch motifs. NCBI's taxonomy places the organism in Eukaryota, Metazoa, Chordata, Lepidosauria, Squamata, Cordylidae. Bases 506 to 1606 code for a protein of 366 amino acids. The record is from RefSeq and is a predicted model, not a curated record. Gene Ontology annotation, molecular function: protein binding. The transcript has 7 exons.
CUGGACGCAGGGGGCGGCUCCUUCCGGCUGGCCUCCGCCUCUUUUUCCCAGACUGCACUGCGGGGCUACAUAAUGCCAAGGACGGGGCCCUCAGCUCUGUGGGAUUUGUAGUUAGCUUCUCCUCCCGCUUGGGGCAAAAAGGGGGAAGGGAGGCGCUGGAGAGAAUAAAAAGGGCUCCCUGGGGAGGCAGUGUGGUGUAGUGGUUAGGCCUAGGGGGACUCGGAUUCAAAUCCCCACCCGCUCACUGUGACCUCCUCUCUCUCUCAGUCUAGCCUACCCCACCCCACAGGGUUGUUGUGCGGAUAUUAUGGGUGGGGGGAGGAAGUAUCUCGCCACGCUGCCCUGAAUCCUUUGCAGAAAGAACAGGAUUUUUUUUUUUUUAAAGAUUAAGAGUAUGUCAAAAUGUAACCAUAACCCCUCUGCCAUGGGUCUCCUAGCAACGGGUGCGGGAGAGGGCGGAGCUCUGUACUAGGCCACGCCCCUCUUCCCUCCUGGGUCCGCUUCGAUGGGGUCGGACUGCGGGCUGCAGGAGCUGAAGCCCGGAGAGACCCCGGAAGGCGCGAGCUGGUACUCCCUUGUCCCUCUUGGAGAGGGCCCUUGUGCCCGGGUGGGUCACAACUCUUUGUAUCUGCCUCCGCUGGACUCAAGUGGCCAGAAAGGGAAAGUUGUCAUCGUCGGGGGUGCGAACCCAAAUGGCAGCUUCUGCGAUGUAUAUUUCUUCAAUCUUGAUACGCACAGCUGGACCACGCCUGGCUGGGAAGGCCUCUUGCCACGGUAUGAGCAUGCGGCCUUCCUUCCUGCAAGUCAGCCCACGAGCCUCUGGGUGUACGGAGGGGCCAGUGAAACAGGCAACAGGAACUGUGUGCAAGUUUUGGAUCUGGAAACCGGAAGUUGGAAGAGUCCAAAAGUGACUGGCACGCCCCCGUCCCCUCGGACUUACCACACAUCCUCAGCAGCAAUUGGAGACCGACUGUAUGUGUUUGGAGGAGGCGAAAAAGGGGCAGAUCCCGUCCAAGACCAGCAGCUUCACGUAUUUGAUUCAGCCACAUUGACAUGGCUGCAGCCAGAAGUUCUCGGCAACCCUCCCACCCCUCGGCAUGGCCACGCAGUGGUGGCCGUUGAGAACAGACUCUUCAUCCAUGGAGGCCUGGCUGGCGAUACGUUUUACAAUGAUCUAUUCUGCAUUGAUAUAACUGACCUGAAGUGGGAGACGCUCCUGGCCACUGGAUCUGUCCCAGGAGGGCGGGCAGCCCACUCCGCAGCUGCAUUUCAGGGCCACUUGUACAUUUUUGGCGGCAUGGACCCAACUGGAGCGCUGGACACCAUGUACAAAUAUCACAUUGAACAGGGUCACUGGACUCGGUUAGAGUUCAAGACCUCCUUACCCACUGGACGACUGGAUCAUUCAAUGUGCAUCAUUCCAUGGAAAGCAUCUUCUGACUUGAACCAAGAUGAAGCAGCAGCAAAGGAGAACAAGGGUACCGCAGCAGGUGAAGGUUCUGCCCGUGACAGGCCAGAGGAGCAGCAUCUGUGCUUGGUAUUUGGUGGGAUGGAUAUUAAAGGGGAGAUCUACAAGGACUGCAAAGCUGUGAGCUGCCUUAAAUAAUAAAGCCUAUGUUUCUAGCUGUUAAA